CUGAACCAUUUCUUACAUCACGCUACUUGUGUUAAAGCCCAAAAAAGGGAAAGAACAUAAUUUCCCUUGAAGAAACUGCUGGAUUCCCUUCACUCUCUUGGCAAUGCUAACAAGAUUUCCUUUAUCAGUAUUAAUAUCACUCUCAUUAACACUCAGGUACCUUGCGUGUGUGUGUGUGUGUUUGUUUGUUGAGACUUAGUGGUGUCCUCGUUAAGGCUUCGAAGAAUUUACGAUGAGAAACGAAGUACUGGCUUUGCCAUGUCUCUUGUUGCUGCAUUGUUAUGUAGUCCUGACAAUGGAGACUAUAACGCAAGAGAAAGCAGAGGCUGCUAUCCCAGUGACAACAUUGUCACCUCCAGAGGGAAACACAACUUUUCUUGCUGGAACCUCAUGGUGUGUAGCCCUUUCAGGUGUCUCUCAAAUUGAUUUACAGAACGCGUUAGACUGGGCCUGUGGUCUAGGCAUGGCAGAUUGUAAACCAAUCCAACAGGGUGGAGCGUGUUUCGAUCCUGACACCCUUGUGUCUCAUGCCUCCUAUGCUUUCAACAACUAUUACCAACAAAAUGGGAAUUCUGAUAUAGCUUGCAAUUUUGGAGGAACUGCUACUCUAACCAACAUUGAUCCCAGUCAUGGAAAAUGUAACUUUGCUUCACCUGGAUCUGUCGGGUCGUCAGCACCUUCUUCACUCAAGUGCAAAACAAGCUUUAUAUGGGUGAAGUUUGCUGGGAUUUUGCUGCUUUUGUACUUGAGAAGAUAAUUAUUGGUCGGUCAAGUUGUGAAUGAAGUGGAUAGUCAAUAUUGACUAUGUCCUUUUACCAAACUUUAUGUUAUGGGAAGCCAUAAGAUUAUGGUAUUCUCUGUAUUUUGCUAAGAUUAGUACUUUGUAAUUGGGUUUACAAAGAUAUUAUUCAUAUCUUUGCUUAUGGGUUAGGAAUCUAAUUUUGUUUAUGCAAUCAAAUCUUCUCUUUUUGUC
Messenger RNA from Populus nigra (black poplar), 973 nucleotides. Its product is annotated as glucan endo-1,3-beta-glucosidase 13. The record is from RefSeq and is a predicted model, not a curated record. Bases 233 to 757 code for a protein of 174 amino acids. The transcript is spliced from 4 exons. Lineage: Eukaryota; Viridiplantae; Streptophyta; Magnoliopsida; Malpighiales; Salicaceae.